GCCUGCGUGAGAGGAAGUGUGGCUUUCCUGCCAGGGGAGGGUCCUGGAUUAACUCAACGCUGUCUGCCUUCAUACCACACACUCAGCUGAUAACUGCUGCCGAAGGAUAUACUGUAGCCAGACUGGCUGCACAGCGAGAAGGCUGCUGUGGUUUAUGUUGGCAUACUGCAGUGGAGAGCGAGCGAAGGAGAUUGUUUUCUGUUUGUGUGUGGUGGAGGGGAGGAGGGGAAAAGGACGCCAAUUUAACCAGAGCUGGUUUUGUUGCUGUAAGCAGAGAAAAACAGACUUAACAAAAGGCAGAGAAAGAGAAAACGAUCUUGUGUCAGGCUAAAUGGCCUGAUGGGAGAGAUGUACAAGGUUUAACGCAGAAUGUCCAUUGGAGCGAGGCACCCAGAGGCCGAGACAGGAUUUGUUCCGAGUGUUCAAGACUUUGACAAGAAGCUAGCUGAAGCUGACGCCUACCUACAGAUUCUGAUCGACCAGUUAAAGCUGUUUGAUGAGAAGAUCAAGGACUGCAAAGAGGAUGAAUCACGCAGAAAAAUUGAAAAUUUGAAGGAGACUACUUGUAGCAUGGUAGAGUCCAUCAAGCACUGUAUUGUACUGCUGCAAAUCGCCAAGGACCAAAGUAACGAACAGCAACACGCAAACGGACUUAUAAGCACCAUCAACCCAGUGGAUGGGAUCUACCAGCCCCCUCUGGACACCCCCGUAGACAACACCACGAUGCCAACACAGACCACACUACCCACAGACGCUUCUCAGGUGUGUAAAUCCGACCAACGACCCUCCACGUUAUCCGUUGGUCCCGUUGUCACGGUGAUGGGAAGUCUGCAGACCCCAACUCCCAACAGCACAGGGAGUGGCCCGUCUGGCCCCAGCAGUGGCAUCUCCUCCCCGGCUCACAUGCCCCUCCCCUCACACUCGGUGCCGGACUUCUCCUAUUCCUCGAGUGAGGAUGAGUUCUACGAUGCUGACGAGUUCUACCAGAGCACCACUUCCCCCAAACACUGCAUAGAUCCCUCAGGGCCCGCGGCUGCCUCAUCCCUCACUAAUGAGGUAACAGGUUUGAAACGACCAGACACAAACGAGUCCCUCAACUCGUCCAUGUCCAACGGCACCACAGAUGCAGACCCGUUUGAUAGCCACGAUGACCGUGAUGAUGACGGCGAAGGUGAGUCUGUGGAGGAGCACAAGAGCGUCAUCAUGCAUCUUCUCUCUCAAGUUCGUUUGGGCAUGGACCUCACUAAGGUGGUCCUGCCUACCUUCAUCCUAGAAAGGAGGUCUUUGUUAGAAAUGUACGCAGACUUCUUUGCACAUCCUGACUUAUUUGUAAGUAUCGCUGAGCAGCCGGAGCCCCGGGAGCGCAUGGUGCAUGUGGUAAAGUGGUACCUGUCAGCUUUCCAUGCAGGGAGGAAAGGUUCAGUGGCCAAGAAACCUUACAACCCAAUCCUGGGAGAAGUCUUCUACUGCCACUGGGAUCUACCCAGCGAAACCGAGGAGCCUCCCCCCCAAACGGAGACGGUAUCGGACGGUCCAGUUCCAUGGUCCUCAGCAAACAGUGUGCAGUUUGUGGCAGAGCAGGUCUCUCACCACCCACCCAUUUCUGCAUUCUAUGCAGAGUGUUUAAGUAAGAAGAUCCAGUUCAACGCUCAUAUCUGGACUAAGUCUAAAUUCUUAGGCAUGUCCAUAGGUGUCCACAAUAUUGGCCAAGGUUGUGUGUCUUGUUUGGAGCACGAUGAACACUACAUCCUCACCUUCCCUAACGGAUAUGGCAGGUCGAUUCUGACUGUGCCGUGGGUGGAGCUGGGUGGGGAGUGCAACAUCUCCUGCUCCAAGUCGGGCUAUAGUGCUAACAUCGUGUUCCACACCAAACCCUUCUACGGUGGAAAGAAGCACAGGAUCACCGCUGAGAUUUUUCCACCUAAUGAUAAGAAGUCUUUCUGCUCCAUUGAAGGAGAAUGGAACGGAGUGAUGUAUGCCAAGUGGGCAACUGGAGAGAACACAGUGUUCAUAGACACUAAGAGGAUAGGCAUCGUUAAGAAGAAAGUGAGAAAGCUGGAAGACCAGCUCGACUACGAGUCCCGAAGAUUGUGGAGAGAUGUGACAUUGAACCUGAAGCUGAAAGACAUUGAUGCAGCAACAGAUGCCAAACAUCGGCUGGAGGAGAAACAAAGGGGCGAAGCCAGAGAGAGGAAGGAGAACGAGCAGCAAUGGGAGACCAGGCUAUUCCAUGAGGACGGGGAGUGCUGGGUCUACGAUGAGCCUCUAUUAAAGAGAUUAGCCUCUCAGAGGCACUGAGAACAAUGUGCACACUCUGAUACACGCACAUACAUACAUAUGCAUAAAGAAAUGCACACACAACAGAGUCUUCAUAAGAACUCUUUUGCAAAACCACUUCUUUUCCAAGCCUUGGAAUGACUGAUGAUUGAACAUGUACACAGCUUUGCAUUUGACUGUAAAAUAACAAUAUGGAAAUGAAUGAAAUCCAAUGGAAAAGCAUCUAAGAUGUAACAUGAAAAUUAGUAAAGCUCCUCUCCUUAUUUGGGCAAUGUCACUUCCACCGAUACACACCACCCGCCACCAUGAGACUCGGCAGCGCAAAGUGGAGACGGGAGGGUCGACGCGUCUCGUCUCACAACUGUGUCCGUCAAUUUCACGACCGCACCCUUCAUCAGCUCCACAGGACGAGCCAGAGCAGCACUCGUUUCCCUACACAAACGGUUUUUAAUGGGGUAGGGGGGGGUAGCAAGGGGUGUGUGGUUGAUGGUGUUCAAAUCAAAUAAAUAAAUAAAAACGGCGCUCUACAUCUCAGGGAAUCUGGUGACUGAGGAAUGAAAGCUGCUGCCCCCUCCGAGAGUCUGACAGCCUUAUAACGGUGGAAUGGAUGAAUCUUAAAGCGGCGGAGGAGGAAUUCUCCGCUUGCCUGCAACUAGUUGUAACUGUUGUUUAUAUACAUAUGAUGGAUAUAUAAAUAUAUAUUCUUUUUUAUUUUAAAUGCUCUUGUUUUUCUUUCUGGCAAUAGUGUAAAAUAUUUGAGAAUAUAAACUUGAUGGCUUUACAUCUUUAGGAAUCAUUCCAUUCACCCUUUUGAGGUUUUGUUCCCAUUUAAAAUUAACUUUGUGACUCUUUUUGUUUUUGGCUCAAGUGUUAACCAGACAACGCUCUAAAUAAGCCAUCUGAACAACCUGAUUGGGAGAGUCAUGAUAGUUAUGGAAUAUAUGCAAUAUAGAGAUGUGGGUGUCGAUUAUGCCAAAAAGGUUUAGAUAAAAGGCUCAAGGGGUGUUGAUCUGGACAGAGAACAAUCAAUCCUCUAGAAAUGUUUCCAUGUUACCUGAAGGCAUUUAUGAACAAAUGAUUGUUUACAUAUUUUUGUCUUUAUAAAUCACUGGUCCAUGAUGAGGAUGUGAGACUAGCUCUGAGUCUGCAAAGUCUCCCUUUUGUUCCACACAUCACCUGUUUCAUCUCCAAACACACAGAUGUCGAAGUGGACUCCUGGAUGGUAAACUCUUGUCUGAAAACGAUGAGCCAGAGUAGACUUUUGAAACUGCUGCUGUUUCAUAGUGCUGCUAGAGUCCAGACUGUGUGCUACCGGGUUCAGUUUUCUUGUAAACUGCGUGUGAUUUUUGUCCAGUGUUUUUCAAGAUGGCAACCACAUAGAGGGCAAUAUUUAUCCUACUGUACACCUCUGCUUUUUUGAACCAUCAUUCAUUCUCUUAUUUACAGCUACAUAGUUUGAUCUGAAUGCAAUGAUAUUUGGAUGAAAUGGAAAAAUAAAGAUUUUACCUGAAAAUGCCCAAGAAUAUCAGUUAA
Messenger RNA from Micropterus salmoides (largemouth bass), 3810 nucleotides. It is a transcript of the gene osbpl9, whose product is annotated as oxysterol binding protein-like 9. Gene Ontology annotation, molecular function: sterol binding. The record is from RefSeq and is a predicted model, not a curated record. The coding region runs from base 370 to 2298 and encodes 642 amino acids. The transcript has 21 exons. Gene Ontology annotation, cellular component: intracellular membrane-bounded organelle; membrane; cytosol. Lineage: Eukaryota; Metazoa; Chordata; Actinopteri; Centrarchiformes; Centrarchidae.